AUGGCGACAAAGAAGAGCGUCGGAUCAUUGAAGGAAGCGGAUCUGAAGGGGAAGAGAGUGUUCGUUAGAGUGGAUCUGAACGUUCCAUUGGAUGAUAACUUCAACAUCACCGACGACACUAGAAUCAGAGCUGCCGUCCCCACCAUCAAAUAUUUGAUCGGUUCUGGCUCUAAAGUCAUCCUCGCCUCUCACCUUGGGCGCCCGAAAGGUGUUAUGCCAAAGUUCAGUUUGAAGCCUCUUGUGCUCAAGCUCUCUGAACUACUUGGAGUUGAGGUCAAAAUGGCUAACGACUGCAUAGGUGAAGAAGUUGCGAAAUUGGUCGGCGAACUCCCGGAAGGAGGUGUUCUUCUCUUGGAGAAUGUUAGAUUUUACAAAGAAGAGGAAAAGAAUGAUCCUGAGUUUGCAAAGAAGCUUGCAUCCCUUGCAGACUUGUAUGUUAAUGAUGCCUUUGGAACUGCACAUAGAGCCCAUGCUUCGACAGAGGGAGUGACUAAGUACUUGAAGCCUUCUGUUGCUGGAUUCCUUAUGCAGAAGGAGCUUGACUAUUUAGUCGGAGCUGUUUCCAACCCCAAGAAGCCCUUUGCUGCGAUUGUUGGUGGCUCAAAGGUAUCCAGUAAAAUUGGUGUUAUCGAGUCGCUGUUAGAGAAGGUAGACCUUCUCUUGCUGGGUGGAGGAAUGAUCUAUACUUUCUACAAAGCCCAAGGACAUGGUGUGGGAUCUUCACUUGUUGAGGAGGAUAAGCUUGAUCUUGCAACUUCACUAAUGGAGAAGGCCAAGGCUAAGGGGGUAUCUUUAUUGUUACCUUCUGAUGUGGUUGCUGCUGACAAAUUCGCUGCUGAUGCUAAUAGCAAGAUUGUUCCAGCAUCUGGAAUCCCAGAUGGCUGGAUGGGAUUAGAUAUUGGACCUGACUCUAUCAAAUCAUUUAGUGAAGCUUUGGAUGCUACCAAAACCAUAAUUUGGAAUGGACCAAUGGAGGGAGUGACCAAGUACUUGAAACCUUCUGUUGCUGGAUUCCUUAUGCAGAAGGAGCUUGACUAUUUAGUCGGAGCUGUUUCCAACCCCAAGAAGCCCUUUGCUGCGAUUGUUGGUGGCUCAAAGGUAUCCAGUAAAAUUGGUGUUAUUGAGUCGCUGUUAGAGAAGGUAGACCUUCUCCUGCUGGGUGGAGGAAUGAUCUUUACUUUCUACAAAGCCCAAGGAUAUGGUGUCGGAUCUUCACUUGUUGAGGAGGACAAGCUUGAUCUUGCAACUUCACUAAUGGAGAAGGCCAAGGCUAAGGGGGUAUCUUUAUUGUUACCUUCUGAUGUGGUUGCUGCUGACAAAUUCGCUGCUGAUGCUAACAGCAAGAUUGUUCCAGCAUCUGGAAUCCCUGAUGGCUGGAUGGGAUUAGAUAUUGGACCUGACUCUAUCAAAUCAUUUAAUGAAGCCUUGGAUACUACCAAAACCAUAAUUUGGAAUGGACCAAUGGGUGUGUUUGAGUUUGAUAAGUUCGCAGCUGGAACUGAGGCCAUAGCCAAGAAAUUGGCUGAACUCAGUGGCAAGGGGUUGACAACAAUCAUUGGAGGAGGUGACUCUGUCGCUGCUGUUGAAAAGGUUGGGGUGGCGGACAAGAUGAGUCACAUCUCAACCGGAGGUGGUGCCAGCUUGGAACUUCUCGAGGGGAAACAGCUACCUGGAGUUCUUGCCCUCGAUGAUGCUUAG
Fraxinus pennsylvanica is the source of this 1698-nucleotide messenger RNA. Lineage: Eukaryota; Viridiplantae; Streptophyta; Magnoliopsida; Lamiales; Oleaceae. The record is from the annotation of a GenBank genome assembly.